Messenger RNA from Ascochyta rabiei, 924 nucleotides. RefSeq lists its product as uncharacterized. Gene Ontology annotation, molecular function: structural constituent of ribosome. Gene Ontology annotation, cellular component: mitochondrial large ribosomal subunit; ribosome. The record is from RefSeq and is a predicted model, not a curated record. Gene Ontology annotation, biological process: translation. Lineage: Eukaryota; Fungi; Ascomycota; Dothideomycetes; Pleosporales; Didymellaceae. The transcript is spliced from 2 exons. The coding region runs from base 1 to 924 and encodes 307 amino acids.
AUGCCCAUGCGCACACUGCGAAGCCAGCGGUUCGCCAGCACACAGGGGGUGGAAGCCGUGUCUGGGAUCCGCGAGAUGGUGAUGGAGACGGCGCCUGUCGCGAAUGUCGCGGCUGCUAGAGUCUCGACUGUCAAUUUGGAUGUCAAUAUGGCUGCUGACACGACUGCCAACGCGACUGCCAACACGACCGCCAACACGACCGCCAAAGUCACAUCACCGCUCGCGGGCAGCGGACACAAGAAUACGCGGGCGCCCACGCUGGCAGAGCGCAUGCACAAGGCGCUGUACCCGGACCUGUACGUCAACGGGCGGCCGAUCGAGGGCGCGCAGGUGCCCAAGGAGCGGAAGGCGAAGAGAGCGGGCGAGCAGAAGCCGACGAACAAAACACACGGCCUCCACAUCGUAGCCCCCGCGCCCGCAAUCAAGAAGACCUGCCCCCUCCCCCUGGCCACCGUCACAGCAGCCUCGCUCAGAUCCCUCGAUCCAACAGGGGCCCGCACGCGCCUCUUCGACCGACAGAACCCAGAGUGCGCCAAGCUGGGCGACAUCCUGCUCGUGCGCCAGCGCACCGGCGACCCCUUCGCAGGGGUGUGCAUCAACAUCCGGCGCCGCGGGGUCGACACCGCGAUCCUGCUCCGCGGCCAGCUGACGCGCGUCGGCGUCGAGAUGUGGUACAAGGUCUACUCGCCCCUGGUCGAGGGUAUCGAAGUGGUGCAGCGGGCGGCCAAACGGGCGAGGCGCGCUAGGUUGACGUACAUGCGCCUCGUCAAGCACGAUAGGGGCAGUGUGGAGAAUAUCGUGCGCGUUUACCUCAGGCAGAAGGCAGCGCUGGGUGCUAGUGAUCAGAAGAAGACGGGGGCCGCGAAGCAGGCGGCUAUGCAGGGCGGGAAGAAGAACAAGGCGAAGAGCAAGAACAGGCGGUAG